Messenger RNA from Alligator sinensis (Chinese alligator), 6706 nucleotides. It is a transcript of the gene ST6GAL2, whose product is annotated as ST6 beta-galactoside alpha-2,6-sialyltransferase 2. Lineage: Eukaryota; Metazoa; Chordata; Crocodylia; Alligatoridae. The record is from RefSeq and is a predicted model, not a curated record. The transcript is spliced from 6 exons. Gene Ontology annotation, molecular function: sialyltransferase activity. Bases 98 to 1687 code for a protein of 529 amino acids. Gene Ontology annotation, biological process: carbohydrate metabolic process.
UCUAGGGCGGUGCGGAAGCGCCCUCCCCUCUCGCCUGGAGGUUUCAUUUCACUUCACCAAUAUUUCAAGGCACAGAGGAGUUGGUAAAGGCAUUGCCAUGAAACCUAACUUGAAGCAAUGGAAACAACUAAUGCUGUUUGGGAUAUUUGCAUGGGGCCUCCUUUUCUUGGUGAUCUUCAUCUAUUUUACUGAUGGUAACACUGCAGAACCAGUUCCAAGUUCCUUCUCUUACAUUGAGACAAAGAGACUCUUGCCCAUUCAGGGCAAACAGAGAGUUAUUAUGGGAGCAAUACAUGAUCCAUCAUUCUCUGAAACUAUAGAUGGAAAUGAGGUGCUUCUUAAUGAAGAUCUUUUAGAUUCAUUUAGAUUCAAAUCAGGGCCUGGGAGUGUUAAAAAGUGGGCUGAACUAGAUGAUUUUAAAAAUGAAAAUGAGUUUUUUCCUUCUCAGAUGAGAAGAAAAUCAAAAAGUACUUUCUAUCAAGGGGGUGGUGAUUAUUUAUUUGCUGCUGGUCAGCCUCGUUCACACAGCAACAUCCAGCAGAUCAUGAAAUUCAUCUCCACAAAUGAGGACACUCAAAAGGAAAAUGUUUUACAGAAUAACUGGAGCCAUCAGAAAAGAAGGAAAAGGAACCCAAGAUACAGGAAAAGCCAGGUGUUUGAUGAGUCUGAUGACUGGGAUGGGUUGUAUUCAACAAUGUCAAAAUCUUUCCUUUACAAGCUUUGGAAAGGGGAUGUCUCCUCCAAGAUGUUAAACCCUCGGUUGCAAAAAGCCAUGAAAGAUUACCUGAACACCAACAAGCAUGGGGUACGAUUCAAAGGGAAGCGAAACUCCAGACUGACGGGAGACCAGCUCUUCUGUGAGGUCAAAGAGAGGGUGAAUGUGAAAACAAUAGAUGGCAAGGAAGCCCCUUUUUCAACUCUUGGAUGGGAAAAGCAUGUUCCUCAAAUUCCUCUGGACAAACUGUAUGCACAUGGUUUUGGAAGCUGUGCUGUAGUUAUGUCUGCUGGUGCAAUACUGAACUCUUCUCUAGGAGAUGAAAUAGAUUCGCAUGAUGCAGUUCUGAGAUUUAAUUCGGCUCCUACACAUGGUUAUGAAAAAGAUGUUGGGAAUAAAACAACCGUGCGCAUCAUUAACUCUCAGAUUCUUACCAAUCCAAAUCAUCACUUCAUUGACAGCUCCUUGUAUAAAGAUGUCAUUUUAGUGGCCUGGGAUCCAGCUCCCUACUCUGCAAAUCUGAAUGUGUGGUACAAGAAGCCAGACUACAACCUCUUCACUCCAUAUGUACAGCAUCGCAGGAAGAAUCCAAACCAGCCAUUUUACAUUCUCCAUCCUAAGUUCAUAUGGCAGCUCUGGGAUAUCAUUCAGGAGAACACUAAAGAGAAGAUACAGCCCAACCCACCAUCUUCAGGUUUCAUUGGGAUCCUCAUCAUGAUGUCCAUGUGUGAUGAAGUGCACGUGUAUGAAUACAUUCCUUCAGUCCGACAGACUGACCUUUGUCACUAUCACGAACUGUACUAUGAUGCUGCUUGUACCUUGGGGGCUUAUCAUCCACUACUGUAUGAAAAGUUGCUGGUGCAGAGAAUGAACAAAGGUUUGCAAGACGAUCUGUACCGGAAAGGGAAAGUAGUUCUGCCAGGAUUCAGGUCUGUAAAGUGCCCUGAACAGAACCACUUCCUACACUUGUAGAAGAGAAUCUUUCAGAAACAAUGUGCAAUAGGGUACUACUGUCAUUCUACGAACAAGAAGAGAAUACUUGAAAAUGUAUCUUAGACCAAUCUAGUCUUGGGUCUAUAAACUGUAAUUAAGUAGCAGGCAUGAGAAUUAUUUACUUCCUAAGCCUGAGUAUUUAUUACUGCUUUGCAAAUAGUUAGAGGGGGACAAAAACCUUAGCAUAUGAAAGAUGCAAAGUCACAGUUAGGCAGAGAGAUAAUGUAUUGUUGUGGGUGUGACCUGUCAGAAAAUGUCAGUGGUUUCUAGAUUGCAACUUUGUAAUGCAUUUAUUUAAUAGUUAAAGUUAAUAUUGUGAACCAGCUUGUAUGGUUCAUAAAAAGAGCUGUCAGCUGGAGAGGAGAGAUUCCUCCCAGUUCUAAGGGAUAUUCACUUUAUUUCAAGUAAAAUGAUCAUGGCUUUGAACUGGGCAUUCAGUUGAUAGAACUUGAUUUAAUUUACAGAAUCCCAUUUACAUCCUUCUGGCAUUUUAUGGGACUUUAAAGUAGGUGUUAAUGUGUGGUGUGAUGAGACCCUCGCAAAUGAGAAUGGGACCCAAGAGCUUUCCAUUUUAAUCAAAGAGUUCCUGUAACCAGAAGUUAGUGAUUGAUAUUUACUCAAGUUUAAAUGUAUAUUGCUGUACACUUAGCCAGGCUAUUUAAAUGGGUACCAUACUGCUGCACUUAUCUUUCAUGUCAGGCAGUUAUGCUGACUUGGCAAAGGAUGAAGACAAAAGAAUCUCUUUUUUUCCUUCAGAAAGAGACGUAUUCUGCAUCUACUAGGGAUGAAAUUCACCUGUGCAGACUGCUAGCCGGUGGGCAACGACAAGCCUACCUGGUUCAUGGGCCCUUUUGCACAGGAAUGACUUCUGCCUUGGUAUAUGUGUGUAGAACAUAAAGCCCUGUGAAACUAAGGGCUCCUAUACACGUGCAGGGAGGCUGUAAUUCCAGUGCGUCGGAGCAGAUUUGAUUUAAUCGUCUAAUGAGCUUUAGUUCAAAGUAUCCUGCUGCCAUUUUUCAGCCUGGGGACACUGAUACAUGUGACACUCCAGGCGCUUUUAAUUAGCGUGGCUCUAGGAGCUACACUAUUAAAGCAUCCCCCUGCCUCCCAGGGCAUGUGUAUAAACUCCAUAAGAGAGCUUACCUUAUGUGUAUACACACAGACAUUCUGCUGUUAAUGAAGAUGUCAUUCAGAAAUGUAGAACUGCCUUUUGGAUGAUGAUAAGAAUUUUGAGUGGGGAGAUUUCAGGAUUUACAAGUGGGAUAUUUUGUUGCAAGUCGAGUCCCGUUCACUUAUUGCUUUUGAAAAAGCAGUAAGAGAUUUUUUGAGAGAGAUUUUUUUUUUCAAUCUAAAGUUAUGAAGACCAUAUCAUGCAGAAGAACUGUAACGCCUGCAAAAAAAAAAACUUAUUGUGGCUUGCACAUUCAGACAAUCUGAUAAUUUUCCUUUUUAAAAUUCAGCACAAAUAUUCUCUAAGGCACGUCUAAAAAUCCACCUGAAUGUUAAUGCAUUUCAAACAUAUUUUCCCUGGCAAGACCUCAGUUUUGGACUGAAUACUGUUCUUUGCUUUUGAUUUCUUAGUGACCUAAAUGCAGCGAAAAAUGAUGAUGUACAAGAUAGUGUACAUUUCCUAAUAUUCAGUCAGCAAAAGGUGACUGGCUGCUAGAAACACUAUUAAAAAAUAAUGGGGGGAAGCAUAUUGCAUAUACUUUGGCUUUGGGCCACUUUAAUAGACAGCUGGUAAUGGUAAAAUUUAUAUUAUUAGUCAUUUCAUUUUCUGUAGUGACAUCAGUAUAAAUUUCUGAAUUCCAUAAUACUUUCCACACAAGCCCGACUCCUCCUUGAAGGCAUGCAGUUUCCCAUCCACCAUAAGUACAGAAAGAAUUUAUUGCAGAAACUCAGCCUUCAUUCUUCUCAGCUGACAGAAGGUACAGAUCUCUUCAUAGUGUAAUGCAGGCCCUGCAUGGAGCAGAUUAGUGUGUUUGUAAAUAAUUUUGUCAUAUAUUCAAAAAGCAGUUUUCACUAACUUUAUCCAGAUACUUUACAAAUUGAUUUUUUUUUUUUUAAAUAAUAUCAUAUUUGACAGCACCUUUUAAAACAAAAGAUAAACAACAACCCAUCUGUGUUUCUGGGAAACCUGAAUAUUAAAACAAAAACAAUUUUUAUUUCUCCCUUAUUUUUGAUUCAGCUUCUGAAAAUGUACAGGCCUUUUUAGUCCAGGCAAAUUGGAAUUACAGCUGUUUGGAUUAUCAGAGAGUUUCUCCUUCGCUUAUACUGGGUCCAGAUUACGUUACCUACUGUACAUUUGUAACAAAUGGAGUUGGUGACCUUCUUGUUACAAAUGAGUAAGCUAAAGUCUUAUAUGCAGGAGUUUCUCAGAGUCUGCAAAAUAGCAUGCCAUUCUCUGAUACAUUUUCCCAUGCAAAGCCAAUAUUCUUGCUUCCAUCAGGAACCAAAAUAUGAACCAGGCAGUAUUUAACUAUCUACAAUAAAACUGUGUUGUGUUACACCUAGGUGACAGAUUAUCCCAAGUAUAUCUUAUAUACCACUGAUAUAGUCUGUAAACAAAAAAAAAGAUGCAAGUGCUCCUAUUAUAAAUGAAGCACUACCAGCUUAAAUGCAACCACACAUGUGGGUACAAGUAUUCAAAAAAUGUAUUUGUCUAUUUUCAACCUAGAUCAACACACACCUCUCUUCAUUCUGUAGUAGUGAGCACUCCAGUGCAAAUUUUCUUGUCCAAGUAUAUAUACAUGGCAAGAAAUCUUCACUUUUCCCAGAUAACGCAUAGUUUCUUAAGCUGUGACCUAUGCUUUGUCUUUCAUACACCACUCUAUCAUACCUCAUUUAUUCUUCAGUUCUCCUUCCACAAUUGAACUGUCUGUAUGGAUGGGUGCUACAGUAUCUUUCCAUAACAGGUACUUAAAAAGCUGAGACACCAGCCUCUUCCAAAAAAAAAAAGACCCCAGCAUCAGUUGUUAUGUAUAUGGUCCUAGUCCUCCCAAGGUGGUUCUUCCUGUGAUGUUUCAUUAUUCUGCCCAAGCCAUUUUGAUAAUCAAAAAAGAUUUUUCUCCUUGUAACCCCUAUAUCACACUGAAAUAUUCAAUGCAAGUUCAGCUGAACCCGAUUUACUGACUGAGGGCUUGCUUCCAGCUUGCUGCUGUACGAGAUAUAGGGAGGGAAGCAAAGAGCAAAAUUAUGAGAACUGAAGAAUUACAGACCUCACAUGUCUUCCCUCACUUCAAGAAUGCUCUUCUUUGGUUUCAAUCAUACUUGUUUCAUGGAAGACAUGGGACAUCUUUUUUAACAAUGGUGACCUGUGACGUAUGUUGCAUAUAUAGUGACAAAUAAAGCAUUUUCCCAUCCAAGUCAUAUUUCUUAAAUAUUUCAAGGCAAAAUCUUGUAGCCCAUAACUGCUGCUUGGUGUAAGUGGGAGACCUGCUGGCCAAGACCUGUGCAAACGUUUCUCUGGAGCAUAGUCUGUAUAAAGUAAAUACCCAAGUUAGCCUCAUCCCCCUUGUUAAACUUGUUGCAAAGCCAGAUCUUCUAAGUUUUGGUGCUUUUAUUGCUAUAUAGGGAAAUUGCCUUCAAAAAUUAUAAAAGCCUUGUUCCUGUGCACUGAUGGUGUGUGACUGAGGUGAAAGAGUUGUACUUAAAAACAAACAGCAUGGGUAAAUGUGCCGAAUUUCUUAAUUUGUUUUAUGUAUGCUCUGUUUUCCACUGUGAAUCCUGCAGUUUAUUCAACAUGUGGUGCUCUCUAUCAUUUUAUGCAUUCAGCCUUUAGAUAGUUAAAUCAAGGUAUUCUUCUUUUCAUCUCUGAGAAAAUGCGGAAGUUGGCUCAUUUUGCACCCCAUCUUUUUUGGUGGACAGAUUAUUUUCACUGUCCCAUUCCUUAUACGAUUUCAAGGAUUACCUGUGAGCAGUCAUUCCUUUGGAUUAGACUGCAGUCCUUUGUUUUCUUCCCUAUUGUGCCAGUUUAUACUAUUAUGUUCUGUUAAAGCUGAUGAAGUAACACCUGUAUUACAAAUUUGUAUGUGUUGGUAGAGACAUCAACAUAUAAUUACACUGAACUACACAUUCUUGUCUGGUCUACAUUCUGAGCAAAAAGUUAAACUAAUGAGUACAACCCUCUGGCAUGGAAACUUCCUUUCAGAUGAAUAAUUCCCUUUGGAUUUUCUGCAAGUCCAUUUCUUGCCAAUUGAGCAAGACUGAAAUGGUUUAGUAUUAAAUAAUACUGGGUCUCUGCAUAAAAGAGUUGCACAGAUUUAGCUUAACUGGCUAAAAACAGACUAUUAAAUAGGAGCUCAAGCUGUUUGUAGAUCCGGGCAUACCUAGUUAUUUUUGUUUUAUUCUUCAGUGAUGCUCUCAAACUGAAAUGCUGUGUAGACACCAAUUCACACAUCUGAUAAAAAUGUAUGUUAAAUGCAUGAUCUCUGAAAGUAAAUCACUUUCACUUUCUGCUUCUUCUCUUCACGUGGUCUCCAUUCAUGGACAUGCUAUAUUUGCUUUCUGAAGUGGGUAUUUCUGCAGAGUGUUAAAAUGUCAUUAGAAAACAUAUAGAUAUUUCCCAAGUGUUAUCCUCUCUCCAGUGCAAGUGGAUACCUGAUUUAACUGUUUGGACUUUAAAGUAGCCCAUGUCUGGGCAUGCCUCUCAUAGGUUUAUUUAAUUAAAUGGAUCAUGACACCAUGAAUUUCUUCUCUUUGACUUGGUGAUGAAAUUCACAUUUUUGUUCUUGAAAUAUCAGCUUUGUGAAAGCCUUACGUUUAUCCUUAUCAUCACAUUCUCUAUGAAAUGUAGUCCUUCAACUAUUCAAAUAUAGAAGACUGUACUUUUUUAACAGCUUUGAGAAUUAUUUUGUAUGAUGAUUUUUUUAAAUGAAUGUGUACUCUUCAACAAAUUAAAGCUUGAGAUUUUACAGGAGUCACAUUUUUAAACAGUGUUUGUAUACAUUUUAACACUUUUAUAUUUUCUAUUUUGAUUUUGUAUAUUUUUAUGUAUGC